This is a messenger RNA of Aureobasidium uvarum, 2471 nucleotides long. The record is from the annotation of a GenBank genome assembly. Lineage: Eukaryota; Fungi; Ascomycota; Dothideomycetes; Dothideales; Saccotheciaceae.
GGGGUCACGAACGCCAAAUGUCUUCAAACUCGUUGGCCGUUCAAGCUCUACACUGGAUCACACCUAUCGCGAUCGGCACAAUCUUCAGCAUCGCGCGGCUCGUUGCAUUCUGCACACUUCAGAAACCAUCCAGAUGUUCGCGUGGCUUGGCCAAAACUAGGCAGGUUGUGUCUGUGAUCGUGCAAGCUUUGGAAUAUGCGCUGCAUCAAUUUCAAGGGCUAGAGCAGCAAGACGUGUCGCAGGACACCCAGGCUUACAUUGGAGGAUCGGUAUUCAUUUGGGGAACUGUGACGAUCAACCUACUGGGCAAGCCGAAGCGCAUCUGGCAUCCUUAUCUUACGACAUGGAUCAUAGGUGCAUUGUCUGAGACAUGUGUUCUUCUGGUCGAGCAUUUCUCUAGACCAGGCAAGUCCUAUCUAGGCGUCGAGGCUAUUCUGCAGACUGGUCGUAUCUCGUGUCUGUUGGUCCUUGUCGGAAGUGUGGCUUGCUUCUCUGUGCGCCGCAAGCUAUCUCAGCACCGAGCCGAUGAAGAACAUCGACCUUUGCUCGGUACUGGUGGCAGGAUGCAUGAAGAUUAUGCUUCGAUCGAAUCUGAAGAUGAAGACGAUGAUUUACUUACUGUUACAGACGAGGAUGAUGGUCCAGACCAGACAAAAGAACUGAAGGCAAAGCAGAAGAAGCGCUUACAAGAGUGUGGAAGCUGGAUGGCAUAUCUGAAAGAUUUCAAAAUGCUUGCAAAGCUUGCCUGGCCUUCUGGAGAUCGAUAUGCCAAAAUAUGCCUGGCCAUUCUGAUUGUCGUGAUACUUACUGACAGAGCUUUGAAUCUCUUGGUACCGAGGCAGCUUGGAAUUAUCACCGACAAGCUCUCUUCCGUACAUGAGACUGGUGAAAUUCCUAUCAAGGAGAUCGGACUGUGGAUGCUAUAUGUGUGGCUCAGUUCUUAUGCAGGCCUUCAUGCGAUCACACAAUUCUGUCAAUUACCGAUCGAACAACAUGCUUAUCGAAAGAUUGGAACGACAGCGUUCGGUCAUAUCAUGAAUCUGUCCAUGGAUUUCCACAGCAACAAACAUUCAGGAGAGCUAAUGGCAGCUAUCGGGCAGGGUCAACACUUAUAUCGACUUUGUGAUUUCAUCUUUCUCGAUGUGGGCCCAAUGGCCUUCGAUCUUGUCAUAGCGCUGGUCUAUGUCACUCUUCUCUUCGACGCAAGUAUAACGUUGAUCAUGAUUCUGGUCGGAGUUGGCUAUACGUGUAUCGGAACCAAAUCGAGUUCUUGGGCCAUGCAACGCCGCAGACGAUACAACCAAGCCCAACGAAAUGAGUCCAAGGUCCAGAACGAGAGCAUCGGAAACUGGCAGACGGUUGCACACUUUAACAUGGCCGAUUAUGAGUGCACCCAGUACUCAAAGGCAGUCGAUGAGCACAAUGUUGCAAGAGGACGUUAUUACAUGGUGCACUACGCAGGAUACGCUGCGCAAAAUCUUCUUCUACUCCUUGGUCAGCUUUCUGCUGCGCUGCUUGCAGCAUACCGUGUGUCUCGUGGUGGAGCGCCAGUUGGCAAUUUUAUCACUUUGGUAACAUAUUGGCAUACGAUUGAAGCUCCACUGACUAGCGUCUCGUUUUCUGUCAGGCAACUGUCCCAGAUGCUAAUCGACUCGGAACGAUUACUGGAGCUUUUACGUACCCAGCCCAGUGUUGCUGACCGCUCUGGAGCAAAACCUCUACGCUUCACGCAAGGCAGGAUCGAAUUUGACAAUGUCAGAUUCUCUUACGACGUUCGAAAAGCCUCUCUUGACGAUGUCUCUUUCGUCGCAGAAGCUGGCAAGACCAUCGCACUUGUUGGCGAGACAGGUGGUGGAAAGUCGACGAUCCUGAAGCUACUCUUCCGAUACUAUGAUGUGUCGACCGGUGCCAUCAGAAUCGAUGGUCAAGACAUUCGAAACGUCACCCUGAACAGUCUCCGUGCGGCCUUUGGUAUGGUACCUCAAGACCCAUCUCUGUUCAAUACCAGCAUCAUGGAAAAUGUCCGCUAUGCUCGGAUGGAAGCAACAGACGAAGAAGUCAAAGAGGCUUGCCGGGCGGCAGCAGUUCACGAUCGCAUCAUUUCAUUCCCAGAUGGAUAUAAAUCCACAGUUGGCGAGCGUGGUGUAAAACUGAGCGGUGGUGAACUCCAACGCAUUGCCAUUGCCAGAGCAAUCUUGCGUAAUCCACAUAUUGUCCUGCUGGACGAGGCAACGAGUAUGGUCGAUGCCGAGACAGAAGCCGUGAUCCAAGAGGCUUUCAAAAGACUGAGCAGGGGAAGAACGACGUUUGUUGUGGCUCAUCGGUUGUCAACGAUUCAAGAUGCAGAUCUCAUUCUUGUGGUACAGAGUGGCCAGAUCGUUGAAAGGGGCACGCAUGAGCAGCUCUACAAUCUCAAUGGUAAAUACACCAGACUUUGGUCGAAACAGCUGUCAAAGCAGACAACAAAAGUU